UUACUAAAUUGUCGUUCAAGUGAGCAACAGUUAAAAAGCGUAAAUUUGACUUCCAAAAAUAGACGAUCCCUGUUAAUCGUUAGUGCAGUCCAGCUUGUAGUCAGUGGUCCAACCUGGGGCUAACUGCCAGAACCAGUGGCGUAGCCCGACCAAUACCGUCUAGCUUGUUUGCUAUCAGAUUUUGACCGCUGAGUCGGGUGUGUUAGAGGGUGUAUCGACUCGUUUUGGGCUUCACUUUUGUCGACCUGUCACAGGAAGAUGCUGCGCUUGAGGGCGGCUGUGUGCCAGUCUUGGCGGGGGUUCAAAACGUUCCCUUGUGCAGCGGUGGAGGUGAAAAAUGAACCAAUCCUGAGCUUCACAGAAGGGAGUGCAGAAAGAAAAGAGCUGCUGAAGGCCUUGGACAGUCUGAAGGGGAAGACGGAGGAGAUCCCCUGCGUGGUUGGAGACGAACAUGUGUGGACCAAAGACAUCAGAUAUCAGUUAUGUCCGUUCAAUCACUCGCACAAGGUGGCAAAGUUCUGCUAUGCUGACAAGGAGCUUAUCAACAAGGCCAUCCUGGCCUCUGUGGCAGCGAGGAGAGAGUGGGACCUGAAGCCCGUCCAGGACAGAGCCCAGAUUCUCUUCAAGGCAGCCGAUGUCAUCAGUGGACCCAAGAGAGCCGAAAUCCUCGCCAAGACCAUGAUUGGACAGGGCAAGACGGUGGUCCAGGCGGAGAUCGACGCCGCCGCAGAGCUGAUUGACUUCUUCAGGUUUAACGCCAAACACGCCAUUGAGCUGCAGAAGCAGCAGCCGCUGAAUGCUGAGGGGAGCACUAACACCAUGCUCUAUCGUGGACUGGAGGGCUUUGUAGCAGCUGUGGCCCCUUUUAACUUCACUGCUAUUGGUGGGAACCUGGCAGGUACCCCAGCUCUGAUGGGUAACGUCGUGCUGUGGAAGCCCAGUGACACGGCCAUGUCUGCCAGCUACGCAGUCUACAGAGUCCUGAGGGAGUGCGGCCUGCCCCCAAACAUCAUCCAGUUUCUGCCGGCUGACGGUCCAGUGUUUGGAGACACCAUCACCUCCUCUGAGCACCUGGCAGGCAUCAACUUCACCGGCAGCGUCCCGACAUUCAAGCGUCUUUGGAAGCAGGUCGCCCAGAACCUGGACACCUACAGGAACUUCCCUCGACUGGCAGGAGAGUGCGGCGGGAAGAAUUUCCACUUCGUCCACAAGUCAGCGAACGUCGGGAGUGUGGUGAAGGGGACGAUUCGCUCAGCGUUUGAGUACGGCGGUCAGAAGUGCUCGGCCUGCUCCAGGAUGUACGUGCCAGACAGCAUGUGGCCGCAGAUCAAGCAGGAGCUGCUGGACAUCCACAGGAACAUCAGAGUGGGAGACCCGGUGGAAGACUUCAGCACCUUCUUCUCAGCUGUGAUCGAUGACAAGUCAUUCGCCCGGAUAAAGAAGUGGCUCGACCACGCCAAGUCUUCAUCCAACUUGAAAGUCCUCGCUGGGGGCAGCUGUGACGACAGGAAGGGUUACUUUGUGGAGCCGACCAUCGUGGAGACCGCAGACCCACAGGACGCCAUCAUGAACGAGGAGAUCUUUGGACCCGUUCUGACUGUUUAUGUUUAUCCUGAGAAGAACUACAAGGAGGUUCUGCAGCUGAUAGACAACACGUCGCCGUACGCCCUGACAGGAGCCGUGUUCGCUCAGGACAGGAAUGUGAUCGAGGAGGCGGCCAAAGCCUUGAGGAACGCCGCGGGGAACUACUACGUCAACGAUAAAUCCACCGGCUCCAUCGUCGCCCAGCAGCCAUUUGGUGGCGCCAGAGCGUCAGGAACCAACGACAAACCCGGAGGUGCGCAUUACGUCCUGAGGUGGACGUCGCCGCAGGUGGUGAAGCAGACCCACGUCCCCCUCACAGACUGGAAGUACCCCUACAUGGGCUGAGUCCAGGUCCAGUCAGAGCCUCCGUCCCUCCCGCCCUCAGCUGAUUCUCCAAUCAAGACUGCUGUGAAAUGAGUUUGCACCGAGCGUCUGAGAGCCAGCGAGCUGAGCGAACGUCUUCCUUCCAUAAACCGUCACGCUGCAGCAGAUCAGUUUCAGCCUUUGGCUGCUGGUUCGUCACUCACACCGAAUCCUCUUGAAUCCAUCAGAACCUUCAGGAUCCACAAACCAACAAACUGACAUCCUGCUGCAAAUACUUUUAGCCCUUUUUUUAUUGGAAUCAAACCAGAUCUCAAACAGU
Scatophagus argus is the source of this 2227-nucleotide messenger RNA. RefSeq names its product aldehyde dehydrogenase 4 family, member A1 (gene aldh4a1). Gene Ontology annotation, molecular function: L-glutamate gamma-semialdehyde dehydrogenase (NAD+) activity. The coding region runs from base 259 to 1929 and encodes 556 amino acids. NCBI's taxonomy places the organism in Eukaryota, Metazoa, Chordata, Actinopteri, Scatophagidae. The transcript has 15 exons. The record is from RefSeq and is a predicted model, not a curated record.